UCACAAGCUAGGGUUACGUGGAGGUAGGGGACAUAGUAGGCUGCAUGUUCAGCUUUCUUAACACAGCAUAUGGCUAUAUCUUUCAUUAUCUCUUCAGAUUCGACGGGACUUUUCUGUAGCAAGUUAAAUGUUAAAAUUUUAGAUGCUGCUGAUUUAUUAUGCUGACUUGAAAAGAAACAUGUCACUUGUUAGCAUUUGUUAUUUUGUUUAAUGACAUGUAGCGUCAUGUUCACCUAAAAGCACAGUAUCUUUGACUUUGGAUAGAAAGCUGUUUAUUAAAAACGUUACUUUUUAAAUGUAUGAUAGAGGCGGAGAUCGACGCUUUAGUUUGCCUUUAUCAGAAUGUCUUACUUGGAGUGGGCUGAGUCUCAGCUUGCAGAGAUAGAGCUGCUGACCAGCAUGUUUCCCACCCGGGAGGAGCUGGAGUUCACAGACCAGCUGGCACUAGCUGAGCUGAGAGAGUAUGUGGAGGGCUCAGCUUCAGCAGACACCCCUCCUCCCUCCAGACCUCAGUUUCUCAUCAAACAGAAGCUCGACACUGCAAGCAUGGGGAUGAUGGAUGUCAUUGUGUCCAGUGCUUAUCCAUCUGAAUACCCCAGUGUGUUACCAGAGAUAACAGUCCGCUGUACUGGCCUCAACAGGGCCCAGCAGACACAGCUCCAUGCAGAUCUCAAUGCAUACCUUAUGGAAAACUGCCAGGGGGAAGUAUGUGUGCUCUCUGCUGUGGACUGGGUGAAAGACAACCUGCAGCUCUUCAUUAAUAAGAGCUUAUCAGCAGCACCGGCUCCUAAGAAAGAGUCUUCUUCUCACUGGCCAGAGGAUGUGUUCAGCCGACUGUGGAUCUACAGUCACCACAUCUACAACAAGACAAAGAGGAAGAACAUCUUGGAGUGGUCCAAGGAGUUGGGCCUGUCAGGAUUUAGCAUGCCUGGGAAGCCUGGUAUUGUGUGUGUGGAAGGGCCUCAAUCUGCCUGUGAAGAGUUCUGGUCCAGAGUGAAGGUUCUGACAUGGAAGAAGAUCAUGAUUCGACAUAGAGAGGAUAUUCCCCUUGAUCGUCCGGGUGAGGACAGCGGGACUGUUGAAAGUAUAGACUCCCUGCGCAAAUUCACAGGCUUUGAAGAAGCAAUGUUUGACCCCCAUGGGAACAGAGGUAAUCACAUGGACCUUGGGCAGCUCUACCAGUUCUUAAAUGAGAAAGGCUGUUGUGACGUCUUUCAGAUAUAUUUUGGCAUUGAAGGGAGGUAGUGGUCUGACCUAGAGAAUAAACAUACAUUGGUUUUCAACUGGUGCCUUGUCACUGAGGUACCCUCUCCUGAAAAUCAGUCUUGUGUAUUCAUUACUGUUUUAGUUUUUUGUUUGUUUGUUACACAUGCAAACACGCAAAUGGAUUGUAAGCACAUGGCCACAUGUGCCCGAUAAACUAAAAUAAAUGAACCACCUUUUUAUGGAAGCUGCUCAUCUGUUUCGCCGGGGACCUCUUUGGAAUAAAAGACAGAAAGAACAUUUCUGCAAUUUCGGACACACAGCUCUUGCUCCUUUUUUAGCUAAUAGGCAUAUUUUUCAAAAAGAAGCAUUAAAAAGAUGCUUAUCUGAGAGUUUUCUCAAGGACCUUAGUUAUAUUUGCAAUUUUAAUACUCUUGAAUGUGCUGCAGAUCACACCUUGCCCAAGGUGUUUCUUUCCUCAGAUGGCACAACUGUGUAUUACAAGUAGGCUAUUAUAGGAUUUUCAGGUCUGAUACCACAUUAAUAAUUGGACAACAUAGUCAACAAUAUGCUGGAUAUCUGUUUAUGAAAUCUGUUGAUUUUCUUCUUAUGAAUUAUAGAUAACAUAACCGUGGAAAGUCUUUCUCCAAUUUUCUUGGUAUGAUUAGUUGUUAGAUAAAUUGUGCCGAAUUGUGGAUUACGCUCUUACACUCUAGCAAUUAAAACAUGUGUUUAUUGAACAUGAAUCUUAUUUUUAGCCCCCUAAGACUGAGAUGGAAAUAAAAAAAAACAUU
Molecule: messenger RNA, 1997 nt
Organism: Lates calcarifer (barramundi perch)
Lineage: Eukaryota; Metazoa; Chordata; Actinopteri; Centropomidae
Gene: rwdd2b
Product: RWD domain containing 2B
Molecular function (GO): protein binding
Source: RefSeq, a predicted model, not a curated record